ACCUGCGCACAGCCACAGCCCACUCCCGUGCGGUACGACGCCGUGAGAUCGAUCGAUCGAUCCAGCACCAGCAGUCGGCAGCAGCGAAGAGAUGGCUUCGACGACCUCCUCCCGCUCCCGCCGCCUGGUCGCGUCCGCGCUCUUCGUCGUCCUGCUGCUCCUCGUCGCCUCAGAGACGGGGCCGGCGCGGGUGGCGGAGGCGCGGCACUGCCUGUCGCAGAGCCACAGGUUCGUGGGCGCCUGCAUGAGCUACCGGAACUGCGAGGGCGUGUGCAGGACGGAGGGCUUCCCGUGGGGCGUCUGCAGGUGGCACGGCAUCGAGCGCAAGUGCUACUGCAAGAGGCUCUGCUAGACGCCCGGCCCGCAUCAUAGCUAGCUUGGUCCGGCCGGUCCAGGCCCGUUUUCGGUUACUUCAUUCGUUGCACUGCAUGCAGCAUCAUCAUCCAGCCGGUAGGCAAGGAAUAGCUAGCUUGACAGGCCGGCUCGGCCCAUCUGCUGUUUCUUCACUGCAUUGCAUGCGUCAUCCGGCCCGGCGGCAAGCUAGAGCAGGUUCGCCGUUACUCUGUCGCGUCCACGUGUGCGUCUUGUGUACCAUUUCAUGCCGCGUGCUUUACCGUAACCGUACCGUGUAAGAUGUGUUUAGCUGCCUCGGAUCGAAUAAUAAACUCUGUCGUCGCUGAAUUAUUAUUAUACCGAGACGAGGUUGUCGGGA
Messenger RNA from Panicum hallii, 712 nucleotides. RefSeq names its product defensin-like protein CAL1. Gene Ontology annotation, biological process: defense response. The record is from RefSeq and is a predicted model, not a curated record. The coding region runs from base 92 to 352 and encodes 86 amino acids. The transcript has 2 exons. Lineage: Eukaryota; Viridiplantae; Streptophyta; Magnoliopsida; Poales; Poaceae.